AUGGCCGUGUGCAAGAGAGAGCCUGCGUUUGUGCCAGCCCCUCAGGCAGAGAAGCCAGUGGUGCUGGGAAGUCCAUAUGACACCCCAAAGAGGAAGACGCUGGGGAUCGGCUUCAGGAGUGAAUGGUCUUCGCUGUCACAGGACUCCGUCUCGUCUGAGUCGUCGCAGGACUCCGGGUGGUCCGAGUCUUUGGAUUCAGGAGUUGGGCUGGAUUCACCUGGACAGCUGGACCCAGAACCCUUUGAAGAAGUCUUUGAGAAAGCAGUUCUGCAAUCGGGAAGAGUUGUCAAAGGCAAAAGAUUCCCCGUCCGGAGGAUCCACUCCCUGCCGGAGAGGCUCCUGGGUACCAGCCCUGCCCUGAAAAACAUUUCCAAUGCCAAGGAGUUCAGCAGCCCAGAGACACACGACCGAUCCUUGCACCGGAAAGAGAACAAGGAGAAUGCAGGGUUUGUAUUUAAGAUCCCGCUGAGGCCCACCAAUCACUGCCAGCUUCACCCCUUUGAUGGGAACAGCGAGAAAGACCCUUUUGCACAGAGACCAAACUCCGCCCCGGACCUCCUGUGUGGCACCCCCGAGAAGGAGAACAUGGGGGUGGAAGCUGAGAGCCCAGUGUGCCUGCGCCGCUCCUCCCUCACCUCCUUCGUGACCGACGAAGAGGACGAUGGGUUUAUGGAGAUCCUGGACGAGGAGGAGCUGAAGAACGAUGCGGAUGUGCCGCCGGGGAUGGAGAACUUGCUGACUGCCCCACUGGUGAAAAAGGAAGGCGCUGAUCUGAGGUCGGUGAGACCCAGCAAAUGUCGCCAGCUCUUCAGGUCCCCCUCCAUGCCCAGCAGUGUGAUCCGGCCCAUCCUGAAGCGUCUGGACAGGCCGCAGGACAAAGACACUCCGGUCAAAACCAAGAGGCGGAAGAGCGUGGCUGGCACCCCGAUCGAGGAGAAGACGGAGGAGCCGAAAUCAAGGCUGUUGCGCUCCAGAUCCUUCUGCCAUGAUGAGAUUGAGAACAUCUUGGAUAAUGAUCACCUAGAACUCAUUGGGGAUUUCUCAAAGGCGUAUCUUCUACAGACUGUGGAAGGGAGACAUCAGGACUUGAAAUACAUCUCCCCAGACAUGAUGGUGGCCGUGCUGAACGGCCAGUUCAACAGCCUCAUUGAGAACUGUGUGAUCGUGGACUGCCGGUAUCCCUACGAAUAUGAAGGGGGUCACAUCAAGGGGGCUGUGAACCUGCCACUGGAGCAGGACAUAGAGGACUUCCUGCUUAAGAACCCCAUCGUCCCCUUGGACGUGCAGAAGAGGGUGAUCGUGAUAUUCCACUGUGAAUUUUCUUCGGAGAGGGGUCCCAGAAUGUGCCGGUUUGUCAGGGAAAAAGAUCGGGCAUGCAACGAGUACCCCAACCUGCACUAUCCUGAACUGUACAUCUUGAAAGGAGGGUACAAAGAAUUCUUCCCACAGUACCAAGCACACUGCGAGCCUCGGGACUACCGUCCCAUGCAUCACGAGGACUUCAAGGAGGACCUGCGGAAGUUCCGCCAGAAGAGCCGCACAUGGGCAGGAGAGAAGAGCAAGCGGGAGCUAUACAGCCGCCUCAAGAACUUCUAAACGGGCCCGGGGAAGCUGGGGCAGGGUGUAGGGGGGGCCACAGGGCGACUGCCACAUGCAUUGAAGAGAAACUUGACACAUCUUGCCGCAAGGCUGGGCUGGUUCCCAAGGUGAGAACCGUUCUGCUGAGCCAGUUUCUUUGGACUCGGUUGGAGAUCCAUCUACUCCUUGGCCAGGAAGCCAUGGAACAGAGUAACACAUGCGCAUACCUCCCAUAACCGCACAUACCUCCCGUAAUAACAGAACCGUGUGGCACUCAAGGGCUUCCGAAUCCCCGGGCUCAUUGCCAUCUCCAUGCUGUGAAACUUCUGCCAGGGAGUAGGAUUUGUAGCUCUGAGGUUGACCCAGCUCCUCCAUGAACGGGUGGUUGCACUGGAGAUGGAAGCCAGGCUGGAUAUUUCAGGUACCAUGGAAGGGUCGGGUCGAAGCUGUCCAAGUCUGCGUGUUUCAAAUGGCGACUAUCCUCUGACCUGAUUGGUGGGAUCAUCUUUCAGCAUCUGCAGUGGCACCUGCACUGCCUUGAGGUGAAAACCAGGACGCUGUCGAGCAUCUAUCAAUUGCUACGAGAGGUGUGAGUGUUGAAUCAAGCCCCCCCAAAAGCUGUUCUGAGUGUGGAUGUGUGUGUCAACAAGCUGUUGUGUCUUCAGUCUCUUGAAAGGUUAAACAAAUCAAAUGCAAUCUGAAGCUGACUCGGGGGAAGGUCGUGCUUGACUGAGUCUUCAUUUCUGCCCAGUUCAGUUUUCUAGGGACUCCUGGAGCCAAAUGGCCCUUGGGUGCAGCGUGGAUUGCUGCCUUAGCAAGGGAUGUGGUUUGUCCUUUUAAUCUUACAUGUGUUAUUUAAAUCAUGGCCAAGAGCGGGAAUGCUCCGGGGGUGGGGUGAGGGGGCUAAAAAGAAAGGCCUCGGGGACUGGGGAAGAGCUCCAGGAUUUGCCAAAUUCAGUGCUGAAAAAAGCUCUGCUAGACAGAGGGGUCCCAGUGCCUUUUCAAAUCCCAUCUCUUCCACUCGUCAAGGCCGGAACCAAAGGCAAAUAUCCAGCUCCCCGUCAAGCCGGCUCCACACUCACUUGGGCUUGGAUGGGAGGCAGGUGGGGAAUUUCCAGCUCCCAGUGACGAAUCUUCCAGAUCCCCUCGGCUCUGCCGUGGCAGAUCUUAGAACCGUCCCCUGCCGAUUGCCAACUCACUCCCCCCUGCCCGACGUCAGCAGCCAUAGUCUCCAACAGCUAGAGCGACACCCCAGCACUAUAGAGCCCUGGCGUCCCCUAAAGCACUCGCCUCUGACUCUAGCCGUGAAUAAGCUUGGCUGUCAGCGUCAUUGGCAUCCUGGCUGUUAACGUCAUUGGCAUCGAUUUAAGCGGAGAGCGAGGGAGAGGGGCUAGCGACCUUGCUGGGAGCGGCUCAGACCCCACAAUGGCAGGAACAGGCUACGAAUGUGAAGCGGGUGGAUGGGCACCACCAGCAAAACAAACCAGUGUAUUGAGAUGUGCACGGGCCUCGCUGAGUGAUUGCAAUAUAGCCGCUCUGUCAUGGCUACCCUGCUGCACCCGGACAUCCAGUCUGUUCGUGACCCUCGUUUAAAAGCCCCCCCUCUUCUGGGCAGUAACUUGUUUUGUGAAGUGAUCAGUAUGGGGGAGUUGUGGGGAGACAGGCAGGGCUCAAAUGGAGAAGCAAGAUGGUAAUCAGAGUGAUGUGACUUGGAAAGUGAAUUAUCUGCAAGACUGAAAGAAGUAGAGGUCGGCACCAGAUGCUCACAGUGCCUUUCCAAGCCCUGGCCCUGCGAUGGUGGUGAGAAAAGAGUUUGAUUGCUAUCGUCGUAUUCAGAGUUGGGGAUUUAGGAAACGGAUAAAAUCAUUUGAGGGUGGACAGAAUGGCUUAGACUCAGCUGGAGCCAGCUCUUAUUUUAUCUGCUCUUAAGGUCAGAAACUGUUCCCUUAACUCCUUUAAGGUCACACCUAGGGUGCCUUUCGUGGCACAAGGUGGAAAUACCAACUUCUGCCUGAGGCAAUGCUGCUGUGCAGGAUUUGUGACCUGAUUGAAAGCAAAACCCAUGAGGCACCUAGAUCAGAGGGUAGCGAAGCAUCAAACCUCUGGACAGCGGUGGUCCUGCUAGGCUGCAAUAUUGCUAGCUCCAGGGGGCCUUGGUUAGCCUAAACCAGCCUCCUUCUCCUCCCCAUAGGGGAGGUGGGGAUGCUCUGCAGCCUUAGGAUUGGCUCUGCUUCCUCCCUCUGCAUCACACUGCUGAGAUCAGGGAGGCAGCAGAGUCUGGAGGUCAGGGCCACCUUGGUUUUGUUCCUGGGGUAGGCUCUGGGCCUGAGUCUCCUUUUAAUUACAGGUGUGAAAACCCAGUUUAGCUCCAUUGACUUCAGUGAGGUCAAUCCAAAUUUGCGUCAGGGUAAAUUUAGAGCUGAAUUAGGGCUUUAACGUCUUGGUGCCUCAGUUUCCCCACCUCUGUUUUAGGAUUUGACGCUGGUGCCCAUCACUGUAGUAUCUGACCCCCUUCCACAAAUACUGACCCGUCUUUGCACCAGUGGGCGAGUGGUAAAAACGCUGUCCGGGGAGCUUGUCAUGGGCUUUUGGUGUUCUCUAUGACCAGUGGAAUUCUGGGGCCGAUUCUCCAUCAGUGUAAUUGCAUUGAAACAGUAGGAACCUGACUUCAGGGCUGUUCCAUGGGUGUAUCUAAUGGGUAAUAACUAGUGGGAAUUGGCCUGAUGGAAAAACAGGCUGCGAAAUGGAGAAUCCUGCAGUCUCUCUGAAUAGCCAUGUACUAAAACCACCUGGGAGAAAUGCUUCAAUCCCCUGUUCUGUGAUCAUCCUGGGCAGCUAGUUCUGUGUUGGGCCUCUCUGGUACUCCCUAAGUAUUGAAUCUAACUCAGUGGUCCCCAACCUUUUCGUCUGACAGGCGUCAGAUGAAGGACCAUGGCAGCGGUCAAGCAUCUGCCGAAAUGCUGCUGAAAUUCGGCAGCAGUGCCUCUGGAUAACGUUGCGUUUUGGCGGCAAGCGGCGUCAUCCAGAGGUGUCGCUUUGGCGGCAUUUUGGCGGAUGCUUGCUGGCCAGGAUGCAUGGUGCCCGUGGGCAUCGGAUUGGGGACCCCUGAUCGAACUUAAUAGCAAGAAACUAGAAGCACUCAGAUGCCCACACUGGGAUUCAGCAGCAAUGCGGGAAAAGCACUUAAACCGAAUUUGCCGCCAAAGAGCAAGACCAGCUGUAGCUUUGUGCCUGCGUAAGGGCCCAGUGCUCUGCUUGCUCCAGCUUCAAUCAGGAGUGACUGCAUUGGAGUCAGAGGGAGGAUGGUGUCCUGUGAAAGGUGAGGCGAGAUCAGGCUGUGCCUCCUGCACCAAUUUGAGUUCUGAAUCUUUGGGAACAUUAACUCUUCUAUUGCAUCUGAUGCCAGGUGUGUAUGUGAUGGUGUUUUUUAAUUAUUUAACAGAUUUUGUAUUUUAAUAAUGCUAUUUCCAAAUAUGUUAAGCGAUUUUUAUGUAGUGUGUGGGGAGGGCUUCCAGGGUUAUCUUUAGUGUAUAUUUAUGACCCAAACAUUUCCAAUGUCGAUUUGUACAAAUGAUCAAAUCAGUCACUCGUGGAUGCAACAAGAAUAAAAUCCUCUGUGGAGGGUAAAUGACGCAGUGGGCUGGAUUCUGAUCCUGCAUCUUCCAGCAUAGGUAUGAAGCAAUGCCAUUGACUCAAGCUUUAAACCGAUCUGGCCCACACCAUGGAAAUGCUACCCAAUCCGCGUUUACACUGGUGUAAAUGACCAUGAAGUGCAAGGCAGCAGAAAAUUGGGCUUGGUGUUUCCCAAAUGUCCCUUUGGUGUAAAUUUCCUGUCUUUAACAUAGCAGUGCUCUGCCCUGACUGAUCAGGUGGGGGCUGCCAGGGUUGUACAGGAGACUCAUGGGACUGAGGCUGAUUGCAGGGUGUUGGGUAUUGUGAGUGGUGUGAUUGCUUUGUUUUCUUUUGUCUGUACAUUUGUGUUAAAAGAUUUAUACCCCUUCGUGACUUACUUUUCUAUGUCUGGGGAGAGGAGACACCUGGUUUCCUAUGCAGUGAUGUGUAACCACUAGAAAAAUAAACCUCUGGGUCAAAAGUA
Chelonoidis abingdonii (Abingdon island giant tortoise) is the source of this 5674-nucleotide messenger RNA. RefSeq names its product cell division cycle 25B (gene CDC25B). Gene Ontology annotation, molecular function: protein tyrosine phosphatase activity. The record is from RefSeq and is a predicted model, not a curated record. Gene Ontology annotation, biological process: positive regulation of G2/MI transition of meiotic cell cycle; protein dephosphorylation; positive regulation of G2/M transition of mitotic cell cycle. NCBI's taxonomy places the organism in Eukaryota, Metazoa, Chordata, Testudines, Testudinidae. Gene Ontology annotation, cellular component: nucleus; cytoplasm.